CCAUCUGGACCCCGCGCCACGGCCGACCUGACAUAGGCGGGGUAUAUGUUUACUGUUACAAACAUGACUGCAAAAUCUCAAUCCUGCACUUCUCCAAUCCAGUUCCAAUUACUGCACUCGACUUUUCUGAUUCAUCACCAUGGGCAAGAAGAAGGUCCUUGUGAGCUACGGUGUUGACAUCGAUGCUGUUGCAGGUUGGCUUGGAUCUUACGGUGGAGAGGAUUCCACCAGCGACAUCAGCAGAGGGCUUUGGGCAGGGACUGUUGGUACCCAACGUCUACUAAAGCUUUUUGAGAAGUACGGCAUCAAGGCGACAUGGUUCAUACCAGGUCACUCUCUCGACACAUUCCCUGAAGAUUGCGCUGCAGUCCGCGAUGCAGGGCAUGAAAUUGGUCUCCACGGCUAUUCCCAUGAGAAUCCUGCAGAUAUGACCUUCGAGCAACAACGAGAUGUUUUGGACAAAACCUACAAGCAGCUCACAGAAUUCUGCGGAAAGCCUCCCCGGGGUUCAGUUGCACCUUGGUGGGAGACGUCUGCAGAAGGAACGGAUCUGCUCCUCUCUUACGGCAUUGAGUACGACCACAGCAUGUCUCACGAGGAUCACAAGUGUUACUGGCUACGUACAGGAGACGAGUGGACGAAGAUUGACUACUCAAAGAAUGCAGUUGAUUGGAUGAAGCCACUCACUAGAGGCACGGAAACGGGAUUGGUUGAGAUACCUGGUUCUUGGUACAUUGACGACUUACCACCAAUGAUGUUCAUGAAGAAAAGCGCGAACUCACACGGGUGGGUGAAUCCGCGAGAUGUGGAGCAAAUCUGGAUGGACCACUUUGAUUACUUCUACCGAGAGUAUGACGAGUUUGUGUUCCCAAUGACCAUUCACCCUGAUGUCAGUGGGCGGCCGCACGUUGUGCUUAUGCACGAGCGGAUCAUUGAGCACAUCAAUAAGCAUGAGGGAGUGGAAUGGGUUACCAUGGAGCAGAUGUGCGAUGAUUUCAAGAGGAACAACUCGCUGCCAAAGGAUGCGAAAUUACCAGCGCCACCGGGUGAAAUCCUGAAGAAGCAGAAGGCUGGUGAAGCAUACUCACUAGUGAAUUACAACGGGCCAACAGAUUUCAAGUAGACAUACGUGUAUGGUAUAUUUCAUGUCAGCCAAUCCAAGUAUAUUCCACUGCGCAACAGCAAAGUGGGGAACACGUGGCAAAACUUAAACAAGAUUUGGUUGUCUACAAUAUACAUAAUUAAUUGACAAAGUUUUAGCUAUAAAUAUUAUAGUAGCUGCAAGUACUGUGUUGAAGUUGUUCAGAUUGAAG
Messenger RNA from Boeremia exigua, 1313 nucleotides. RefSeq names its product polysaccharide deacetylase family protein. The record is from RefSeq and is a predicted model, not a curated record. Gene Ontology annotation, biological process: carbohydrate metabolic process. Gene Ontology annotation, molecular function: hydrolase activity, acting on carbon-nitrogen (but not peptide) bonds. Bases 140 to 1123 code for a protein of 327 amino acids. The transcript has 5 exons. Lineage: Eukaryota; Fungi; Ascomycota; Dothideomycetes; Pleosporales; Didymellaceae.